Molecule: messenger RNA, 2681 nt
Organism: Ricinus communis (castor bean)
Lineage: Eukaryota; Viridiplantae; Streptophyta; Magnoliopsida; Malpighiales; Euphorbiaceae
Product: probable oxidosqualene cyclase
Exons: 18
Coding region: 257-2548 (763 amino acids)
Biological process (GO): triterpenoid biosynthetic process
Cellular component (GO): lipid droplet
Molecular function (GO): intramolecular transferase activity
Source: RefSeq, a predicted model, not a curated record
UAAUCUUUAGACAUCUUGGAAUGACAUUAACAUACAUGUAAUAUUCCCUGCAAAAUGUGUCAACAUGGGGAGAUUCAUUUAAUAAUUGGAGGGACACUUUCAUUUUGUUGUUUUUAUUAUUAUUGUUAUUAUAAUUAAAUGUCUAUUUAAGAGCUGAAUUAAUGCAAUUAUUUCUUGCACUCAUCUUUUUCCUUUUGUGUUUAGUUUCUGCAAAAGAAGUGUUUUUGAGGUUCUGAAUUAAGAAAUAAUAAUAAUAAUGUGGAAGCUGAAGGUAUCAUCAGAAGAAGGGAAUGGUGAAGAGAGAAUUGGAAGUUGCAAUAAUAGUGUUGGGAGACAAUAUUGGGAGUUUGAUACAAAUCUUGGAAAUCUUGAAGAAAGAGCUGUUGUUGAAAAGCUUAGACAUGAAUUCACCAGUAACAGGUUUCAAGUUAAACAAAGUUCUGAUCUCCUAAUGAGACUUCAGUUUAAAAAGGAGAAAGGUUGUGAGAUGAAAAGAGAAAUGAUGAAAGUGAAAAGUGAAGAAGAGAUAACAGAGGAAGUGGUGGAUUCAACAUUGAAAAGGGCCCUCAAAUUUUACUCAACUCUACAGACUGAUGAUGGGUUCUGGCCCAGUGACUAUGGCGGCCCUUUGUUUCUUCUCCCAGGUUUGGUGAUUAGUUUAUAUGUGAGCGGUGUCCUAAAUGUCAUAUUGCCUGACCACCACCAACAAGAAAUCCGUCGUUAUAUGCUUAACCACCAGAAUGAAGAUGGAGGGUGGGGAUUACAUAUAGAAGGGUCCAGCACAAUGUUCUGCACUGCUUUAUCAUAUGUAACGCUGAGAUUGCUGGGGGAGAAAAUGGACGGUGGGAAUGGUGCCAUGGAGAAAGCCAGAAAAUGGAUCCUUGAUCAUGGUGGGGUCACUUACAUUCCUUCCUGGGGGAAGAUGUGGCUUUCUGUUCUUGGAGUAUAUGACUGGAGUGGGAAUAAUCCGUUGCCCCCAGAGAUCUGGCUUCUUCCCUACUUUGUUCCCUUGCAUCCAGGGCGGUUAUGGUGUCACUCUAGGAUGGUGUAUCUUGCAAUGUCUUAUUUAUAUGGGAAAAGAUUUGUGGGUCCAAUCAAUAGACUUAUUUUAUCAAUUAGGAGAGAGCUCUAUCUUCUUCCCUAUUACCUCAUUGAUUGGAACCAAGCUAGAUCUCUUUGUGCCAAGGAAGACUUGUACUAUCCACAUCCUCUGAUCCAAGACAUUUUAUGGGGCUUUCUUCAUAAGGUUGGGGAGCCACUUCUCACCAAGUGGCCUUUCUCAAGGCUAAGACCAUUGGCUUUAAAUACUAUUAUGCAACAUAUUCAUUUUGAGGAUGAAAGCACUCAUUAUAUAUGCCUUGGCCCUGUUAAUAAGGUUCUAAACAUGCUUUGUUGUUGGGUUGAGGAUCCAAAUUCAGAGGCAUAUAAGUGUCAUCUCCCAAGAAUCAAAGAUUAUUUGUGGAUGGCUGAAGAUGGUAUGAAAAUGCAGGGUUAUAAUGGUUCUCAAUUGUGGGAUGUUGCUUUUGCUGUUCAAGCAAUCCUUGCUACCAACCUUUUUGAAGAACACAGUUCUAUGCUCAAGAAAGCCUACAAUUUUAUUAAAAAUACACAAGUUAGGAGAAAUUGCUCUGAUAAUUUAAGUAAAUGGUACCGACACAUUACUAAGGGGGCAUGGCCUUUUUCAACACCGGAUAAUGGUUGGCCGGUUUCAGAUUGUACAGCUGAAGCUCUCAAGGCUGCAAUUUUAUUAUCUCAAAUGCCACCAGAUGUUGUAGGAGAAGCGAUACCAGCUGAUCGAUUAUUUGAUGCUGUUGAUGUGAUAUUAUCAUUACAAAACAAAAAUGGAGGUUUUGCUUCGUAUGAGCUCACCAGAUCUUAUGCUUGGUUAGAGAUGAUUAACCCAGCUGAACUAUUUGGAGAUAUCAUGAUAGACUAUCAGUAUGUGGAAUGCACAUCAGCUGCAAUUCAAGGCUUGAAAUCAUUCAUGACAUUGUAUCCAGGGCAUAGAAGAAAAGAAAUAGAAGCAUGUCUUACCAAGGCAGUAGGCUUCAUUGAGAGUACACAACAGCCUGAUGGCUCAUGGUAUGGAUCAUGGGGAAUUUGCUACAUAUAUGGAACUUGGUUUGGAAUAAAAGGAUUAGUAGCUGGUGGAAAGAAGUACUACAAUAGUCCUAGCAUCAGAAAAGCUUGUAAUUUCUUACUAUCUAAGCAACUUGCCUCUGGUGGUUGGGGAGAAAGCUACCUUUCAAGUCAAAACAAGGUGUAUACUAAUUUGGAAUGCAAUAAAUCACAUAAUGUAAGCACCGGAUGGGCAAUGUUAGCUCUUAUUGAAGCUGGGCAGGCCGAAAGAGAUCCAUAUCCUUUGCAUCGUGCAGCAAAGGUAUUGAUUAAUUCGAUGCUGGAAACCGGAGAUUUCCCACAACAGGAAAUCAUGGGAGUCUUUAACAAGAAUUGUAUGAUCAAUUACUCCAAUUAUAGGAAUAUUUUUCCUAUUUGGGCCCUUGGAGAGUAUCUCAAACAUGUCAUAUUGCCUUCUAAAGGCCAUUAAGUUGCACAAAAUGAAAAGAAAAAAUACAUGUGAGAAAUGGAGAGUGCAAAUGCUCAUGUAAAAAGAAUUGAUAAUGAACAUUUAAUAAUAUAAUGAAAUUAGACAAAAAUAACAAAUGGUUAUAAUUUUAUUA